Molecule: messenger RNA, 1410 nt
Organism: Ichthyophthirius multifiliis
Lineage: Eukaryota; Ciliophora; Oligohymenophorea; Hymenostomatida
Product: lmbr1-like conserved region family protein, putative
Exons: 12
Source: RefSeq, a predicted model, not a curated record
AUGUUUUUUUUUUUAAAAAAAAAAAAUUUAAAGCUUGAUUUUAAAUAUAGAAAUUAUAUUUGUGGAAAUAAAAUAAAAUUAGUUUCUUCAAAAAAACUAUUAUAAGCAGUUAAGCAUUCAUUACAGACAACAGAACUAACUUGCUUUUAAAAAUUUGUAAAGUCAAAUGGAUCUAAAGCUUUUAUUUGUAGGACUGUUUGGAGAAAAGAUAAAAAUCCUUAUUGUUGGAUUAUUACUAAUAAAAAUGACUUUUAUGCAAAUGAAAAAAUUGGAGAAUAAUAGAAAUAUGUUACUAAUGUUGAAAUUAUUAAUUCUUAAUUUGUAGCUGAUUUUAUUAAAGAUGAGUCUGGAAUUUGGUGGCUUAUAAAUAUAAAAUCUUUUACUUUUGAAUAACCUAUACCUAAAGAAAUUGAUACAAAAUAAAUUACUCAUUAUGGAGAUUUUAAUAUAUAAAUUAAAUAAAAAAACAUAGGAACAAAAAAUAUAGUUGGUUAAAAAGAUUUGACAUAUAAAAUAUUGAUAUAAAUGCACUUUAUAAAGAAUAUGUAGUAUGUAAUAUGUGCUUUAAACUUUAUACUUAAAUUGAGAAACUUAUUUAAGAUGAAUUUAAUUUUGCAAAAAUGUUAGGUAUUUAAUGUAAUGAAGAAACCAAAUGCAAUAACUUUGGAUUUAAUUAAAAUUAUUUAAAUGGAAAAAAUCAACUGUGUAUUAGAUUUAGGUCUAAACGUAUAAUUAAGUAUUAAUGAUAAUUUUCCUAUGAUUAGCAAUAAAGUUUAGAUUAAUUUGGAUAGGUUUAGAAUAAUGAUUUUACUAUAAUAUUUGAGAGACAUUCCUUUAGAAAGAGAUUAAAAUGCUAAUUAUUAUGUAGAAUAUAUUAUUUUUGAAUAAAAAACAAGGUAUAAAAUUGACUUAAAUAUUUCCUAAACAAAUUGUAAAAGUUUAACUUGUUUUAUUCCUUUAAAUAAAAUUAAAAUUUUGUAUUUUUUUUCUUAAUAAAGAGAUGGAUUACAUUAAUAUAUUACUGAAAAACAAUAUUUAACUAUGAGUUUAUAUUAAGAAAAUACAAAAAUAGGAAGUUUAGAUAUUUAAUUAAAAGAUUUUUUAAAUGAAUAAGUAAUUAAAAAUGAAUAUUAUAAAUUCUUUUCUGGAAAAUCAUUACCUAUUCUUAAAUGGGGAAUAAAUCUUACUAUAGGAGUAUUUAAUUCAAAAUAAAUAGAUGUUACAAGAAUUAAUUUAAAAUAUCAUCAUGGGGUUUAUUUACCUAAUGUUGAUUAUUAUACAUGUGAACCUUUACCAAUAGAAUGGAUAUAGUUAAUAAGUUAAAAAGAAGAUAUAAAAUCACAUGAAGAUAAUGAAAAUGUAAAAGUUAAAGAAAAAAAUCUAUUAUAUAUGAUUAUUUUUUUAAAAUGA